AUGUAUCGUCUUAUUGAAUUUAUUCGUACAUUAAUAAAUAAUAAAACAACAGUUAAUACAUUUCGUGAAACAUCACCUCUAUGGUGUGCUAUUAAUGAAUAUGCCAAAGAAAUCCUUGAUCAUCCAUAUAAAGCUGUUCGAGAAUAUAUUGCUAAUGUUUUAUCAGUAUCACUUAGUUUCGACAUUAAACUAUCCAAUGGUCAAUCAACACGUCAUCCCGAUGCAAAUAUUUUUAUUGAUGCUAUUCGUGAACGAUUACAUCAAGCGAUAGAAAUU
Rotaria sordida is the source of this 276-nucleotide messenger RNA. Lineage: Eukaryota; Metazoa; Rotifera; Eurotatoria; Philodinida; Philodinidae. The record is from the annotation of a GenBank genome assembly.